AUGCUGCUAUUCUCGACAGCUCUGUUGGCACUGUCGGCCUUCAAUUAUGGUCUGAGUGACCAGGCUUUCUCGUCGUGUCAGGCCAUGGACUCUUUCAUCAGGCAAUUUGGUAAAUACGACGCCUCGACUCAUACCUGGAAGAUUCCGGCUUUGGACACCUCCCUGUACAACAGUAUUAAAGCUGCCGGUCAAAUUAUCGGAGUCUUCCUCGGUGGUUAUGUCAGCAACAGAUGGGGACGGCGAAUGUGCAUUUUCUCGAUGAGUGUUUAUGCUCUCGGAAGUGCUUCGGUCGUAGUUAGCUCUACCACCCAAGCUCAACUUCAGACGGCACGAGCGCUUCACUAUAUCUACCUUGGAAUGCAAUUGGCCGUUAUUCCCACCUUCCUUGCCGAACUGGCACCCGCCAAGAACCGAGGUGGAAUUGGGGUGAUAUACUGGCUGAGUAUCAAGUGCGGUGGGCUGUUCAUCACCGGCGUGGCCCGAGCUACGAAGACAAUGACGACCGAUGCUGCAUGGCGGAUCCCGUUUGGCCUGAUCCUCGUCAUCCCCUUCAUAGUCCUCUGUUUGGUCUGGUUCAUCCCCGAGUCUCCACGCUGGUAUCUCCUCCGCGAUCAUCAGAUCGAAGCCCUCCAGGCCCUCACUGCCCUCAAGCCCAAGAGUACUCCUGAACAGGCCAUUCAAGAAGAGUUCGAUGUUCUCUCUGCCAAGGUGGCCGAGCAACUCCAAAAGAAGUCGUUCAGGGAUCUCUUCACGCGCCAGAACCGGCAGCGUACCUUUGUGGUUGCUGCGGCAAACUUUUUCCAGCAGGCGACCGGUCAGGCUUUCGCCUCGCAGUACGGAACCUUGUUUGUCAAGCAACUGAAGUCGGUUAAUCCGUUCAGCGUGACCCUCGGUACGAACGCUGUGGAUAUUGGCGCCAUUAUCAUUUGUGCAUCGAUAAUCGAUGUCGUCGGACGUCGAAUGCUCUUCCACACCAGUUCUUUACUCCAAACCACGGCUCUAAUGACCAUGGGCGGCCUUGGCACCGCGGAUUCCAGCAAUGUCCACGCCAAGCAGGGGAUUGUAGCCAUGCUUCUGCUCUUCAGCUUCAGCUGGUCUUUGGGCUGGGCUCCCCUGGUAUACGUGCUGGGUGCCGAGCUUCCCUCUUCUCCGCUCCGAGAGAUGACGCUUCAGAUCGCAUAUACUGUCAAGCUAGUCACCGAAUUCGCCGUGACUUUCACAUAUCCUUACAUGGAAACGGCCGACACCCCGCAUCAUGUUGAUCUCGGCGGCAAACUAGGUUUCAUUUAUGGUUCCCUGUCAGCAUUGGCUUUUCUCUUUGGAUGGUUCUUCAUUCCCGAGACCAAGCAAGUGGAGAUCGAGGACCUUGAUAAGCAGUUUGCUAUCUUCGAGCUUGUGGAUGUUGAGGACCCGACGAAGGGGGCGCCGGCCGUGAUCACUGAACUUCCUCAAUAG
This is a messenger RNA of Aspergillus brunneoviolaceus CBS 621.78, 1455 nucleotides long. Its product is annotated as general substrate transporter. Gene Ontology annotation, cellular component: membrane. NCBI's taxonomy places the organism in Eukaryota, Fungi, Ascomycota, Eurotiomycetes, Eurotiales, Aspergillaceae. Gene Ontology annotation, biological process: carbohydrate transport; transmembrane transport. The coding region runs from base 1 to 1455 and encodes 484 amino acids. Gene Ontology annotation, molecular function: carbohydrate:proton symporter activity. The record is from RefSeq and is a predicted model, not a curated record. The transcript is spliced from 5 exons.